Messenger RNA from Oppia nitens, 573 nucleotides. RefSeq lists its product as uncharacterized. NCBI's taxonomy places the organism in Eukaryota, Metazoa, Arthropoda, Arachnida, Sarcoptiformes, Oppiidae. Bases 80 to 541 code for a protein of 153 amino acids. The record is from RefSeq and is a predicted model, not a curated record. The transcript is spliced from 2 exons.
GAUUACAUUUAUUAAUAUAAACUCAACAAUCAUAGCUACCGCCCCCACCACCAUCACCAGGUCAUCCACAAAAAAAAUAAUGCAGAUUACAGUAUUAACGGUUAGGAUACUAGUGUUGUCGAUAUAUAUGAUGGUAUCAUCAAUGGCUACCACCGAUGAUCACCAAUUGGUUGGUCAGUCGGCAGUCGGCGUCGUCGACGACUACUGUCCAAACAUUAUACUAACAAUUGACAAUUGUAUUGUCCACCGAUGGGACUUAGAAAAUGUUACCGCCGGUGCCAAAAAUCCUGUCGACUAUGUCAAACACUUGUGCUGUGCACUAUUGGAGACUAACUGUGCCCACAAUCUAUUGUCCAAACAAUGUUCAGAUAUUUAUAAUGAAGAUAAGGACGAGUUGGACAUAAAUUUGAAAAAGUGUACAGAAGUCGGUUUCAUUACCAAUGAGACCAACUGUCUAAGUGUCCGACCAAAAGUGGCCGACAAUAUAUAUCAAACAAUUGACAAAUGUCAUACAUAUGUGCCGUGUUUUAAUAUACAGUAAUAUAAAUAUAAAACCUCCUAUACCUCCCUCCU